UUUUUUUUAAUACUUUUCUUCAUUUUUCGUCAUCUUUUUAAUUAUUCCUCUUUUUUGGGUCUCCAACCUUUUCCUUUUGCUGAUUCAGAGCUGCUUCUCCGCCUCCUCGGCCAGUCGGCUGCUACCGCCACCGCUACCGCUACUGUACAACACUGCAUAUACUUCCCGAGUUUGUAUUAAUUGAGUAAAAAAUGGGAGGAAAUAGUUCAAAGGAUGAAUUUAGGAGGUCAACUUCAUCAAACCAAUGGAAUCAGUAUGAGAAUCAGCAAGCAGGAUAUAGCCAACCGUAUUAUGCACCUCCUGAGGAUCAAUUUCAUCAUCAACAGCCUUACCCACAGACGCCGGCACCAACGUCAUCGUCGAGUUACGGUGGAACUGGUCAGACUCAUGAACAUAAGAAGAGGUUUGAGAAGAUGUACUCUAGGAUAGCUGAUGAGUACAAAUCUUUAGAUGAGGUGACUCAAGCUCUGGCCCGUGCUGGCCUGGAAUCCUCUAACCUCAUUGUGGGUAUUGAUUUUACAAAAAGCAAUGAGUGGACAGGUAAAAUGUCAUUCAACAAUAGAAGUUUGCAUCAUACUGGCCAUGGACAAAAUCCUUAUGAACAAGCAAUAUCUAUAAUUGGAAAGACACUUGCUGCUUUUGAUGAUGAUAAUUUAAUUCCAUGUUACGGAUUUGGAGAUGCAUCAACACAUGAUCAAGAUGUCUUUAGUUUCUAUCCAGAUGGAAGAGUUUGUAACGGAUUUGAGGAAGUUUUGUCCCGGUAUAGGGAAAUUGUUCCCCAUUUACGACUUGCAGGACCUACAUCAUUUGCCCCUGUAAUUGAGAUGGCCAUAACAAUUGUUGAGCAGAGUGGAGGGCAAUACCAUGUUUUACUAAUUAUUGCAGAUGGGCAGGUUACCAGGAGUAUUGAUACAGAGCGGGGUAGACUAAGUCCGCAGGAGCAGAAGACAGUUGAUGCGAUAGUGGAAGCGAGCAAAUAUCCUCUUUCAAUUGUUGUUGUUGGGGUUGGGGAUGGACCAUGGGACAUGAUGAAAGAAUUUGAUGAUAACAUACCUGCAAGGGAUUUUGAUAACUUUCAGUUUGUGAAUUUCACUGAAAUUAUGGCAAAGAAUAAUCAUCAAACUCGGAAGGAAACAGAGUUUGCUCUUUCAGCAUUGAUGGAGAUUCCUUCUCAGUAUAAGGCAACAAUAGAGCUUAAUCUAUUAGGUAGGCGUAGGGGAGCUUCUCCAGGGAGAAUCCCUCUUCCUCCACCUUCGCAUAAUGCACAGUCAUUAAGCAGUGCAUCGUCUUUUAACUAUCCAAAGUUUUCUCAAUCAACAAGCUUUCAGUCAAGUGCACCUGCGUAUUAUGGAAACCCUAGCCAUGUUGGUACAGCUCCAUCUGCUCCUAGUUCUACCCCUGAUGCAGGCCCACCUGCUACAAGCUCUGAAUUUGAUAAUCUGUUGUGCCCUAUUUGCUUGACUAAUAACAAGGACAUGGCUUUUGGCUGCGGACAUCAGACAUGCGCUGAAUGUGGGCAAGACCUCUUGAAUUGUCCAAUUUGUCGCAGCACUAUACAAACGAGGAUCAAACUCUACUAACAGGAACAUGGUUGAAAUUCUUUUUGUUUUUGUGAAUAUUGUGGCUGUCACUGUCAUUAGCUGAAAUUCUUUAAUUCAUUUUUUGAACUCAAAUUCAAGUUUAUGGUGAUCUAGUAUGGUGGAGUAACUUUUUCGAUGAACUUGGCGUGGGAGAUGGAGAUGUAUAAUCUUGAUGGUGUUAUCGGGGACGUAGUUGUGCGAUGCUUUUCUUUGUGACAUUAUUUGCAAAUACGGAGUAACAAUUGUUACACAGUA
This is a messenger RNA of Spinacia oleracea (spinach), 1835 nucleotides long. RefSeq names its product E3 ubiquitin-protein ligase RGLG2. The record is from RefSeq and is a predicted model, not a curated record. Gene Ontology annotation, molecular function: ubiquitin-protein transferase activity. Bases 192 to 1580 code for a protein of 462 amino acids. The transcript has 12 exons. Gene Ontology annotation, biological process: protein ubiquitination. Gene Ontology annotation, cellular component: nucleus. Lineage: Eukaryota; Viridiplantae; Streptophyta; Magnoliopsida; Caryophyllales; Amaranthaceae.